AUGUUAAUAAGUGGACAGAAUCAUACAUUUAAAUCUUUAUAUAAAGUGGGCUUUACAUCUUCAGGUGUAGUAAAGGCAUUAGAUAUAGUAUUAUACAGUAAUGGUGGAUGGUCUCAAGAUUGCUCUGUACCUAUAAUGGAACGUGCUUUACUACAUUGUGAUAAUGUUUAUAAUUUUAAAAAUCUUAAAUGUUAUGGACGUGUAUGUAAAACAAAUAUUCAAUCAAUGACAGCAUUUCGUGGUUUUGGAAUACCACAAGCUAAUUUAAUAUGUGAAAUAGUAGUAG
Messenger RNA from Rotaria sp. Silwood2, 286 nucleotides. The record is from the annotation of a GenBank genome assembly. Lineage: Eukaryota; Metazoa; Rotifera; Eurotatoria; Philodinida; Philodinidae.